Penaeus monodon (black tiger shrimp) is the source of this 603-nucleotide messenger RNA. RefSeq lists its product as uncharacterized. The record is from RefSeq and is a predicted model, not a curated record. Lineage: Eukaryota; Metazoa; Arthropoda; Malacostraca; Decapoda; Penaeidae.
UUGUAAUUUUUGACUCGUUACAUUCCACGGAAGAGUUACAAGCAUUUGCUUUCCUUUAUUGUGAUAUAGGGGACGUGUUAAUAUUUUUCUCUUGCACACAUUUCAUUCAUUCCAUCAUUAGCUAGAUAUCAGUGGCACAGACGAACCAAUAUUAUGAACAAUAAUUAAAUGACCAAGAACCAAGAACUCGUUCGUACGCCGCACUUGUGAUUCAAUAGCGCUAAUUAUUUGCACGAACAGAACUGAAAGUUAAUUAUCUAGAAAUGGAUUUAGCGGUACUGAAGCAGGAGGCUGCAGACCUGGGAUUGACUGAUCCUCGUGAUAUUGCUAAGUAUGUACAGGACCAGCAACGAGACCUGCGGGCGGAACGCAGAGAGCGGGAGGAUCGCGAACGCGAGUUUGCGGCCGCCCAGGCGAUGCGGGAGCACGAGAUUCGAGUGUUGAUGAGCCUGUUUUUGUGUCUCCUGGCUGUAUCCGGGGCGUUCGCAGCACUGCAUGCAAUAAAGCGUUCUCCUAUGAAUGGAUUCGAUGUCUUAGCUAUGAAACCGCUUGGAGGUGAGGGACUAACCGGUCCGAAUUAAUAAAUAAAUAAAGAUUAAAAUU